CAAGUUUUGUCUAAAUAUCAAUGGGGAGGUAUCAAGGGAAGAUCUACGUUAGAUCAUUUGAUAUCACUUGAAACUUACAUUAGACAAACUUUAAAACAGGUUGAACAAGUAAUAACUCUAUUCUUGGGCAUUGAAAAAGCCUAUGACACUGCCUGGAAAUAUGGUAUCCUAAAAAAAUACAUAAAUCCGGAUUGA
This is a messenger RNA of Helobdella robusta, 195 nucleotides long. RefSeq lists its product as hypothetical. The transcript has a single exon. The annotation marks the transcript as partial. Lineage: Eukaryota; Metazoa; Annelida; Clitellata; Rhynchobdellida; Glossiphoniidae. The record is from RefSeq and is a predicted model, not a curated record.